UGUGCUUUUAUAACAUUUUUUGUCGUUUGAAUUAAUAUUUUAUACCGUGCCUAGGUGUCGUAACUGAAUCGUAAAAGAAAGGCAUCUUGUGAACGGGAGGCAGACAAAGCGAGAAGCAAGAAAUUUGUCUUGAACGAUCAGUAGCUAAAACCCUACUGACGCUUAAUCGCCAUACUGGCAAAUCUAAAGAAGAACGUACCGCCCAGUGGCGAGUUCAUGAGGAGGGCCUGAUGAGGAAAGCAUGCAGAAAUCAGGGGCACCCAACGGGCGUUGGGUGCCUCUGAGAAAUUCGAACCUGAAGAGCGAAUCGACGGGUUUCCUGAACCGAUCGAGUCUCAAAUCAACAGAAAGACUGACUGUGUCAAACUCUACAAAUUACACGAGGAUAACAGUGGAAACCACGCAGACCUAUCACCUCUAACGGCUCUACUCUUGUGAAAUGUCCUCCUAAAAACAGGAUUAUUGCUUAGCGAAAUAUUCAAAGAUCCCCCUAUCGUACCAUACAAAAGGGGUAGAUCCUCAAAAAUAUACUAGUUCGAGCAAAACUCUCAAUGUAAGGGGGCGGACGCAGCGUUCUUCAGGCACGAUGCAAGUGUAAAGGUGGUAGAGAUGGGGGAUGCAAGCACAUUGCGGCCGCCAUGUACUUUUUCAUCAGGAUGGCGGAAACUGAGAUAAAUACGACGAAACAAAUCGCAAUGCUAUAUAACAUUCUGAAACGGACCAGGCGCAGCUAGAAUGGCAGGAAGCUCAUCAGAAAGGACGGGAACUGGGAGUAAAAGUACAGGAAACGUGAAGUUCAAACCUCGCUGUUCCAAUUCUGUUCAUAAGAAAGACUGCUCUACCAAUUAAGGUAAUGAUAAAAGAAAAAAAAUAACAAGGAUGGUUAAGACCAAGGAAUAUUUAUAGUCCGAUCGCGCCCAUUCAACCAAACGAGAUUUUCAAGAUUGGUUGUCAUUUAUAAUUAAAUGAUGUUUUGGAACACAUUGUAUUCGUGACAAAAUCGCUCAAAAUAGCUUGCACUUGCGUUGGAAGGUAUCUUACCUUGGGAGUGAAAACCGACAAAACGUUAACAUGUUAGGAAAUCAUUCCUAGUGCAUGACAAGGCGUAGCACCUCAUGUAAUCUCUAUAAAAGGUCAUCGCUUGUUUUCAUUCAAAGCUUGAGCCUCGCACAUAGUUGUUUCUAUAAAUUAAUAACACGACAGUGAAACUGCAAUUCUCAAGAGAAGUUAUCAUGAAGGUGACCACACCACUGCUAGCUGUGGUUAUCGUGCUUCUUUCAGGAAAGAUGAACUCUGUUUCAAGUGUGAAUGUGACCCGAUUGCAAAACAACGACAGGUUUACUAAUCCUAACCACACAGCAGUGUCCCGCUGUCUUGCAGGCGGUCAGUCAUCCUCGCUUGUUGAUUCCUGUAAGACUUUCCAUUCGACUAUCACCAGAGCAAAAUGUUCGUCUUCGAGCACUUGUUGCGGAUCGUGCCAGUGCGAGAAAGAUUACCCGAUAUAUCUGGCUCACUUGGGAAAAUGCGUGAAUCUUGUAGAGCUUAACUCGGAUGUUUUUGGACCCGGGUCAACAGGUUGUGGUGGGCGUCUCGAAAUAAAAGGUGGAGGUGGAGGUGACGAUGACGACGAUGAUGAUGAUGAUAGAGAUGACAAACACGAUAAAGAUGUUUGUAAGGCUAAAAACUGGACUCCUCCACUUAUCGAUUUUCAAAAGUCAUCCGAUCCGAAAAUUAAAUUUUGCCGCGUGAAGCCUAAAGAUACUGAAAGAUGCGAUAUACAGACAGCCCGUUACUUGGGGUUUGACCAAUGGAGAAACUUCACAAGCUUCCAGCAAAGGUUUUGGACUGCAAAAAAUAAGAAAGACAGGUAUUUAAAGUGGAAUGACUCGGCAGUGUCGCAUUUAACAGGAAAUAUCGUUGUUAUUAACGUUUCGUGCAAAGAGAAAGGGUCGAAAGGAAAAUACUUCACUUCAUGCUUCAUGUUUAAGACUGCUGGAACUCACGUAGAGACAAAAACAUUGGCAACAACAACAAAACCAGCGACCACAAAACCAACAACAAGGAAACCAGCAACCGCAAAACCAACGACAGCAAAGCCAGCACUGCCACCUACAACAACGAAAAAAACAACAACAAAGUCAGAGAAAACAAACCCAACAACGACAGCAAACCCGGCAACAACAAAACCAUCAACAAAAAUAACAACAAAACCAGCAAUAACAACAACAAUAGCAAUAAUAACAACAAAGCCAGUGACAGCUAAACUAUGGACAACAGCAGCAGCGACAACGAAAGAAUCGACAACAGAAAUCUAUUCACGAACGAAACCAAUCACAAGAACAACGAACCCAUUCAGCGACACAACAUCAAAAGAGAUAGAAACCACGUCGCUAACUGAAACUGAACCUGAACAGAAAUCCAGCGAAAUCACCAUGACAACCACGGAGUGGCGCAGCCCUGGUAAAGACAAGAUCUUAGACACGUCACGUGAUCAUAGUAGCAGCAGAAGCACAACAGUUGUCGUUGUGUCCGUGCUGUGUACGCUUGUGGCGCUCGCUGCCUUGUCCUUCAUGACAGUAUACCUCUUGAGAAAGUGGAAAAGACCGAAAAAAGCCAUAAUCAACAGUGUUAGUAACAAUCACAUCGACAAACCGGAAAAUCACGUUUAUCAGACCCAAGACAAUGUUUACCAACUCCUGAGGUAUGACGGGAAAUCAAAUGCACAAGGACAAUGGGAACCUCCUGCGUACCAGGGUCUCGCAAAGGGUACAUUCGAGGGAAACUGGGGCGAAGGAGAAGUUUAUACCAACCCAUCAAUGUAUCAAGACCUUAAGACAAAUGACGCAGCUUCUAAUGGAGAAUACUUACCGGCUUAUCACCCUCUAAUGAAGUCUACGAUGGAGAAUGUCCCUGAAUAUGACUGCGGAUACUUGGUGUUGGUUGGAGAGCAUGACAAACAACAAGAUACCGCUGACCUAGAGGACCCAUAUUAUUUCAAAGUUGAACAGACAAUUGAGUAAAGUAGCAAAGUCAAGAUUAAGAAAACAAAGAACUGGCUCACAGAAUAAUCAAAAUAAUAAGAACAACUAUAUUAUUGUGUCAAAUCAUUUAGCGCACUGUUCAGUUACGGUAAUUGAGGACACCUAAUUAUAACUACAUUACAACAAUCAUAUAAUAUUGCACAAAUGGUAAAAUAUAAAAUGUAAGAAUAGAUAAAAUAAUAGCAUCAGUAACUAGUUGUUACAUAGAAAAAAAGUCUUAACAAAUAUUGAGAAAACUCGACUUCUUCAGCACACCUCUU
This is a messenger RNA of Orbicella faveolata, 3301 nucleotides long. RefSeq lists its product as uncharacterized. NCBI's taxonomy places the organism in Eukaryota, Metazoa, Cnidaria, Anthozoa, Scleractinia, Merulinidae. The record is from RefSeq and is a predicted model, not a curated record.